Messenger RNA from Lolium rigidum, 2925 nucleotides. RefSeq lists its product as uncharacterized. The record is from RefSeq and is a predicted model, not a curated record. NCBI's taxonomy places the organism in Eukaryota, Viridiplantae, Streptophyta, Magnoliopsida, Poales, Poaceae.
CAUGUGAUAAAAGUAGAUUUGAAGGCCACGCCAACGAUAGAUGAAGUCGUGGGAAGUGGCAUCAUGAGCAUCAAGUACCUACUGGCCGCCACGGUGGCAAAGGAGCUCAGGCUGCUCGACGACUACUGUGACAUGCGCAAUAAAGAGCAGUUCUUGAUACAGUACUACACCUAUGAUGUUGGUAGGUCUGAAAAUUUGGAGCAUCACCUCCAACACGUGAUAGUUCCUCUGAUAAUUAAGAAGUUGUCAACAGAGAGGUACUUGCUAGUGGUUGAGAACCUUGAGACGCCAAUUGAGAUUGCCAGUUUUACUCGAGAUUGUGGGCUUCCUCCGCCCAUGUGGAAAGAUUCUAGAUGGAUCAUCUCAACCAGUUGUCAAGAUACCUACAACAAGAGCAAGUCAGAAGAUGAAGUUAUAUCCAUUGACAGUGAUGACAAGGUUGUGAUUCUUAUCCUCGCUGCGCUGCAUCAAUCAGCCGACCACAUACUAAAAAUGAUGAAUCAAGAAAGCAAAGAGCAUUGGCAUCGCGUGGCCCUUGAUUGCUUCCACUACACCAUGGCUAUCUUUGCCAAACAUUCACAAGCUGCGGAUGUUACCUCGGAUGAGCUCAUCCACCAGUGGGCCGUCGAAGGCAUCCUACCUUGUCAGUCUAUCAAGGCAAAAGAAAAAACUAGCUUCAUCAGCAGCAGCAAGUGUUCCUAUAUGCAUCGAGUUGGGAGGAUCAUCCUUGAAGCGUUUAAGGAGUACUCUCUAUUGCAGCUACCAUUUUCACCUGCUAAUGAAGCUAAUGAAGCCACAUGUACUGCUGCACAGUUUCUUGUCUACCAUGCCCUCAUUGCAGACAGCAUCGCAGUAGAUGAACUAUCUGAUAACAAGAAGAAAUGGGUCUCCUUUUCUGGUGACCAUGGAUGGCAUGUAAGCCGAGAAUGGUUGUUGAGCCAGGAGGAAGAAGCCAGGGGUACCACUGCACUUAUUCUAAGAGGCUGCUCGCAACAGUCACUCAUACUUUCCAAACUAAAUCAAUUAUUACCCAAACUCUGCUUUCUUCGUGUCCUUGAUCUCUCCUACACUCCACUAAGAUCACUCCCUUGUUCCAUUGGCUGUCUCCAGAACCUUCGGUUGCUCUCACUUCGAGGCUGCCAUGAUCUCAAAACUCUCUUUGUUUCCUCCACAACUAGUGACACAUAUUCAACAAAAAGUACGAGUUCACCAUUGUCCAGUCUAUGCCAGCUUGAGAUCCUUGAUAUGAAUGGAGUUCCUUUUUCUCAUCUCACGCAAGAUGUAGCCAACCGAAAGAGCACUUUGAUAUAUCUCGACAUGUCACAUUCACAGAUAACUAUGUUCCCUCCCAAUUUCUUCCAGGACAUGUCAAAUCUUGAAGAGCUUAUUCUUGUAAACUGCUCCAGCCUUGUGGAGCUACCUCGUUCCAUGGUUGCGCUAUCCAUCCUGAGGACCCUUGAGAUCUCAAAGACUCGAAUAAGAUACUUCCCCCAGAAGAUGUUUGAAGAAAUGCAGAAGCUUCAGUCUCUUAAACUCAUUGACAACAAUAACCUGAUUUCACUCUCAAGGUCAAUCUCUAGGUUCCAUACAAUCAGAUUGGAAGGGCAUCAUAACCUGAAAUCCUUCUCGUUGAUUGGCGCACCUCUUAUUCAACACUUGUCCUUACGUGGAUGUACAAAACUUAGGUCCAUCGAGCUCAAGAAUCUGGGUGCUUUGGAGGAGGUUGAUUUGUCAGGUACAUCUAUUCACGAGCUCCCUGCAGAUAUCCCUAAUGGUCCGCAACUCAGACGAUUGCUCCUAGUGGGUGUUUCGUCUCUGUUGCGAUUUCCUUGGCAUAUGCUAGAGAGACUUCCAGAGGUGUUUUACUUGGAUCAUUGCAAUGAAGGAAAUGGUAAUCACUUUGAUCAAGUUUCUCAAGUGUGUGUUUCCAACACCAUGUUCUUCUUUAGCUUCAGAGAAUCUUGCGUGGAUCUAGUAAGAGAUGGACGAUUUUUCCAUUCUUUCUAUGUUCGAGUCGCUCUAUGCAGUACAAAUAACAUGAGAUUACAGCAUGAAGGAAUGGUUUAUAACCAGUUGCAAGAGUUGUUGCAGAAGCAAUUAACAUAUAUGGAUGCAUAUAGCAGUUGCUAUGCACAUGAAAUUGAAAUUGUGUCACCAAAUACAGUCCAGCAAACUGACCGCCAUGUGGAGAUCACAGGGAUGCGACAUCCACCUUCUGGUUUAUACCAUCUUCUAUCUGUCACUAAAUCAGUAUUAGUGACAUGUGAUACUGGUAUGGAAAUUUUUUCUAGUUGGAGCAAUUUUCAUGAUCUAGAAGAAUGCGAGCUACUUUGGUGCCAUAAAAUGAAGCAAGUUUUCAAGUAUUCUUCAGGCUUGAAAAAUCUACGAAAUGUGCAUGUCUGUAAUCUGAGAAGUCUUGUUUUGUUCUGCUCGGAAUUCAGUAGUAUUGCCUUCAGUUCAUUAGAGCACCUGCACUUGGAGUACUGCCCAAGAUUGGAGGCCAUGAUGCCAGAUGCUGUAACACUACCAUGUCUCAAGACACUUGACAUCCUAUUCUGCUACAACCUGAAGAAAAUUUUCAUCCGCAGUUGAUCUCAAGAUGAUACGUAUCAGCUUCCGAACCUCCAAAGGAUACGUCUGCAGGAUCUGCCACUGCUCCAGCAAUUCAGAAACAACAACAAAGCCACCAUAACUGCACCCAUGUUGAAGGAGUUUCACGUCCGGGGAUGUUGGAGCCUCCGAAGCCUCCCGUGCCUACAAGAUCAGCAAGAGAUGGUGACGGUGAAUGGUGAGAGGAGCUGGUGGAGAAAGCUCGAGUGGCUCUCGACCUCACACUACGAUAGCUACGAGCCCAAGCUUCCACCGAAGUUCGCCUCCUUCAACGAACACACCAAGGUGACCAGCUACCUCAGAGUAAUCACCUAG